Molecule: messenger RNA, 888 nt
Organism: Arabis nemorensis
Lineage: Eukaryota; Viridiplantae; Streptophyta; Magnoliopsida; Brassicales; Brassicaceae
Source: the annotation of a GenBank genome assembly
AUGUUACCUAAAGAAAUCAUAUACGUCCCCCUUAACAAGUAUCUCAACGUUUAUCCCAAGGGAAAUCGUUUUGCUGAUAAUCACAUAUCUUUAUACCUUUACGUUGCAAACCCUAAAUCAUUACGAAAUGGAUGGAAAAGGAGUGCUGAUUUUUAUUUCCUUGUGUUAAAUCAAUCCGACAAAGUGCUGUACAGAUCAUCAGUUGCACGCAACAUGUUUUGCGCUGAGAGGACGAUUUGGGGUCACAGAAAGACCUUGCCUUUAAGCAAGUUACGGGAAAAAGGGGUUUUGGAGAAUGACAAGCUCAUCAUUGAAGUCUACAUUUCUAAUGUUGUUGUAUCAAUGAAGGAGGAAAUUGUAGAAAUCAACGGUUUUCAGGUUUUGGCUUCUCGAGCUACUGUAGUGUCGAAGCUAUUCACAGAGCACCCAGACAUUGCAAAAGAUUUCAAUCCAAAGAACCAAACACUUAACAAGCCUUCAAAGAAUUACUCAGAGACUGAGCUAAGCAAGGCAAGAAGCGAGUUGAGUGAGCUGAUGGAAGUAGGUUUCAAGCUGGACUGGUUGAAGUCAAAGCUUGAUAAGGUUUCUUUGGAGAGGUUGAUGUCAAAGUUUGCGGAGGUUUCUUUGGAAAGGGAGAAAGCGGAUUUGGUUCAAAAACUCGAGGAACGCGUCACGAAUCUUGAGAUGAUGGAUUUGGGACGCUUGAAGUUAAAGCUUGAAGAGGGUCCCUUCGAAAGGAAGAAAGCAGAUGAGUCUAGGAUCCAACAACUCGAGGAAAGUGUCAAGAAUCUUGCGCUGAUUGUGUCAAAUCUCAAAGUUGAACUGGAAAAGGAGAAGGCUAAAUCAUCUGAUGAUGCUGGAUUUUUGUUGGUCGAUGAGGUUGCUUGA